This is a messenger RNA of Nothobranchius furzeri (turquoise killifish), 2612 nucleotides long. RefSeq names its product Kruppel like factor 11a (gene klf11a). Lineage: Eukaryota; Metazoa; Chordata; Actinopteri; Cyprinodontiformes; Nothobranchiidae. Gene Ontology annotation, biological process: regulation of transcription by RNA polymerase II. The record is from RefSeq and is a predicted model, not a curated record. Gene Ontology annotation, molecular function: RNA polymerase II cis-regulatory region sequence-specific DNA binding; DNA-binding transcription factor activity, RNA polymerase II-specific.
ACAGAUCAAGAACCGCCUCGCCGCUGAUUGGCCGCGGCCCGAUACACCUUUAGCUGUGAUUGGCUGCGUGUUACCACCCGCCAGACUGCUCUGAAUUUUGUUUCUGUGUUGUUUUUUUGUCCUCUUCUUCUUUUCCAGUUGCUCUCAGCUGAAGCUUGGUCCCAGGCUCACGCUCCGCUCUCCGCUUCACUUUGUCAGCUCCUCCUCCUCAUGCUCGGCUUGGCGGCGGAGCGCCCCUGGCAGGUUGACCACGGCAAAAAACAGCUGACGACGGCCAUGGAGCUGAAGUCGUGCGUGGAGUACCAUGACCUCGAGGCUGCCGAGGCGCUGGUCAGCAUGAGCUUCUGGUGUCAAAGGCCACAGAAGCCCCGCCCACUCACCCCCACCUCUGACUCCUGUGACUCCAUCCAGCUCCACCCAGAAGGAGGUGACGCUCCCAAAGACCUGAUCGCCCUCUCCUCUCUGUGCAUGACUCCGCCUCACAGUCCCAGCUUCGCCGAAGCGUCCACCACGACUGUCCUCACCACAACGUCUGUCCUUAGCCCCGCCUCCAGACAGAUGUUACUCUGCCCCAGCCUCACCUCCUGUCCCACCCUCCUCAGCGACUUCCUCCCCCAGCCCUCCUCCUCGCCCAUUUCCUCAGAGACCUCCACACUCCCGCAUCACUCCGAGACUUUGUAUGUGGCUCCGCCCAGCAAAGCAAUGGCCACCAGCGUUAUCCGCCACACCGCUGACAGCCUUGGCCUUCCAGGUCCUCCACCUUCCAUCCUGCUGACCGAAACCUCCUCAGCUCCUCAACCACAAAAGACAUCUGCAGAGGAGAAGGAUGUGCCUCCACCGUCUCCCCUCAGCAUGUCUUCUUCCCCUUCCUCGGUGUCUCAGCCUCACUCCGCCUCGCCGUCUUCCUCCCCGGUUGCUUCUUCUCCAGUCCUCUGUCAGGUUUUCCCAGUAAGCAGCCAGACCGGGAUGAUCUCUGCCUUUGUCCAGGCUCCGGUUCAGGUCCAGACGGGACCCAAACCCAUCCUGCCCCAGAGUCCUCCUCCUGGCUUCGCCCAGCCUCUGCUGGUGGGCUCAACCAUGCCGCAAGGGGCCGUCAUGUUUGUAGUCCCACAGGCGCCCGUCUCCCAGCCGUCGCAGGGGCCACAGACUGUAAUGACCCUGGGCAACACCAAGCUCCUCCCCCUUGCACCUGCUCCUGUUUACAUGCCAUCAGGAACAAACAACGGCGCCUCACAGGCCGACUUCUCCCGCAGACGCAACUACGUGUGCACCUUUCCCGGCUGCAAGAAGACAUACUUCAAGAGUUCUCACCUGAAGGCUCACCUGCGCACGCACACAGGUGAGAAGCCGUUCAGCUGUCACUGGGAAGGCUGCGACAAGAAGUUUGCCCGCUCCGAUGAGCUUUCGCGCCAUCGCCGAACGCACACGGGCGAAAAGAAGUUUGUCUGCACUGUGUGCGACCGGCGCUUCAUGCGCAGCGACCACUUGACCAAACACGCUCGGCGUCACAUGACGAGCAAGAGGGCGUCGUCGUGGCCGACCGAAACCCGAGACCUCAUCAAGGGAGCCUCGCCUAAGGGCCAGAACAGAGGUCCGACACUUCCUGUUGGUGUGCUGGUCCCAACCACCAACUGAGAGGUUCUCGGACCCACAGCGCCAGCUCAGGACUCCAAGGGUUGUGGGGGACGUUCAGAUCAGACUCAUGACUGUGACUGGGGCGUUCAAUCAGCACCACCAGCUACAUCAGGAAGAGGUUUCCUAGUCUGCUGGUCCGAUCUGCGUUUACAGGACCUGAGAACAGGGUCGGGAACACCUGCAGAACUCCAGUAAACUACUUCCUGUAACGAUGUCCGUCCUCUGAGUGACUCGCUCAGAUCCCAUCAUCACAUUCAAGUACUACUUUGCAUACAUGCACAGAAACUCAGAACCUUCAAGAAUAUUUGUACAAGAUCCGAGUGCUGCCAUAACCCGGACACACGUCUGGGUCGGGUCCGUUAGCGGGGAGCCCCCUGGGGCCCUCCGCCCUGCUCAGGACAUUUUACUACCACAACCACAAAACUCACUGCAAAAGGAGGAGGAGGAGGAGACAACAGGCUGCUAUCCAUCCGCGGACAGAAACCAACAGAAACCUGACGUUGCACUGGAUUUUCUACACCUGACGCGUUUUUAUAAUCAUGUUUACUUCAUGUGUCACAUUUAGCCAGAUGUAUGCACACGUUUUAUUGUUUGCCAAAGCUUCUGUAUCGUGCUUUUGUUUUUAGCCGAUUUGUGUUUAUUUGACAGUAAAUAAUGUAAAUAUCCUGAUAUCUAUAUGAAUGUUACGUGUAUUCCAGUCUCCAUCUAAAAACAACUUAUGGGUUUUUUUUAUGUCAGUGGACAGUAUUCAUCACUGUGAUACUACCUAUCUUUGCUUUACUCUUUAUUAUUAUUAUUUAAUAAACAUUUGUUAAGGAAAAGUGUUUGUUUUUAAUAUCUUGAUUUGGCCCAUAUUGUAGCCAGUAAGAGAAUACCUCAUGUUUUUAAAUGUUAUAUCAGAAUAAUCCCAUUUCCAUACAUUUGCUUGUGGGCAACAGUGAACAAUAUAGCUUUUAUAAUAAAACCUUACCAUGAAA